This is a messenger RNA of Suillus plorans, 1156 nucleotides long. RefSeq lists its product as uncharacterized. The coding region runs from base 434 to 1156 and encodes 240 amino acids. NCBI's taxonomy places the organism in Eukaryota, Fungi, Basidiomycota, Agaricomycetes, Boletales, Suillaceae. The transcript has 5 exons. The record is from RefSeq and is a predicted model, not a curated record.
AACUCGAGUUCCUGAAUACCGUCUGGCCGCAAAACCGAGCGCCUCAGUGAGGCUAAUAGCAUUUGGACAAGCCCCUAUCGAUUCCUGACACUCGCUGAACCCACCCAGGCCAUCCAAUGUUCGCGUCCAAGCUUUCAGUCGUAUUCGGUCCUCUCAUCGUUUGUAAGAAGCGCUAUGUAAGGUAUAAUUCGUACGUAUACACAAUGACCAAAGCCAUUUCAACUGUUUUGGUUAUCCGAAGCUUGGUUCACUUUCCUCUUGACUUGCUUCCACCCUUCCUUGUCUUCUACUCGUCGUUGUGUAACUUCCAUCACUUUAUACCCUAUACCGCCAGUCACUCUUUUGUUCAUACGUUCCUUAGCUAUAUCCUAAACACAACAAUUCUAGCCACCUGAAACCUCACCUGACUUUCGGAGUCAGUCUAUAAUUCCCAAUGCUAGUGUCCUCAGUCAUCCUCCUCGUUUCUGCGAUUCUUCCUCUCACCGUUGGCGCUACCCAUGUCCAUAACCAACGCGGACGCCAUCAAGAAUUAGCCCAGCGGGCGCGAGGCGACGUAGGCAACCACAAACGCUCUUUCGACAACGCACGCUUCACCUUUUAUGACGUUGGCUUGGGUGCUUGUGGGCAGUACAGCUCUCCUAACGAUUUCAUCGUUGCCCUCAACGUCGCCCAAUAUGGUGCAGGUUACCCGGGUCCGCAGUGCUUCAAGUCCAUUACCAUUUGGUAUGGGGACAAAACUGCCCAGGCCACCAUCAUGGACAAAUGUAUGGGGUGCCCGUACGGCGGGCUUGAUUUCUCUCAGAGUCUUUUCAGUUACUUCGCUUCAGAAAGUGGUGGCGUUCUUUACGGGUCGUGGCGUUUCAAUGAUGGCGUCAGCAAACGCCUGCAUCACUAUGCUGCUGACACAAACGCCACCACCUCCACCAUAUCUGCAUCCGAAACCAGCACUACGUCUACAAGCGAAACCCCUACCACUUCGCUGACUGACACUAGUACCACAUCUACGAGCGAAACCCCCACUACCUCUCUGACCGACACUAGUACCACAUCUACAAGCGAAACCCCCACCACUUCUUUGACCGACACUAGCACCACAUCUACCAACUCUUUCCCAACGACGUCACGGUUGACUGCUCAUAUGACGGCACGGGUUUAG